GGACCAAAGAGUCUGUUUCUGUGCUGUACAUCUCUAUGUCUCUAUGACUCUAAUAAAUUAAAAUUAAGAUGGGUUUCUGUUUUGUGGAUGUAGCAGCAAGUCAGAUAAUUCUCCUUGGAGCUGAGAAAUUUAAGCACUGAUUUAGUCCAGGUGCAGAUUUGUUCCAGAAUAUUUAAUUUGCAGAGAUAGAGAAAAAUUCUCAGUAUUUUCACAAUUUUUAGUAACCACUGUCAGGUAAUUGGCAAAUAAUUCAGGGUGAAAAUGUAAAGAUUAUUUUACUCAGUAAGUUCUGAGCAUCAGAAACAGUCUGAACAGCAGCUGGAUACAGAUUCAGCAGUUAUUGUCAAGAGAUUUGGAUGAGGAGCGAACUGGAGGCUGGAACGAUGUGGGAUAGUUGUUGGACUAGGGCCUGGUGGCAUGGGCUGAGCUGCUGCUAUUUGGUACUCUUAUCAGGCUGUAAUGUAAAUUGUUAUCUUUUAAUCCCCUUUUGUAUAACAACACUUUUUUUUUCUCUGAAAGAUUUGUGCCUAGGACGGCGCCAUUAAAAGGCAGCCAUUGUAAAAUCUUUUCACUGUAUUUAUGUACUGGAGUAUAAGUGACAAUAAAGAUAUUAUAUUCUACCUAACUUCUUAAGGAAAUAUUUGGAGAGCUGUGGGCAAAUGGCAGGGGAGUUUGGACAGAUUUCCAGUAUCUCUGGAGGAAGAGAGUACAGCCCCAGUGGUCUGAAUAAUUACCAACCCCUGUGCUCUGUGAUACUGCACCAUUUACUGUGAAUGAUGAAGUGCAUCCUAGGACAGAGAGAGGGAGGGUCCCGCCACCCACUUCACAAUGAGUCCGGCUGAUUGACGGCAGGUCACCGACCAAUAGGAGGGGAGCGGGCGGGGCUGGCGGACCAAGCAGAAGCGCCUGAUCCUCCAACCAAUGGAGUUAACGAGGGGCGGGUCCAGCAGGACAACAUGUGAUCAUUAACUCUGCCAGCGCAAUGACGGAUGACUAGUGUCUCCAGUGAGUGUGGAAGGAGGAGACAAGUAAGGUUGUUUUGCAAUGAGAGAUUUCAAACGAAACCACAUCCAGAUCUGACAGUCACUCUGUUGUAAUAACCUAAAUUAUCUCAGGAUCUUGAACAUUGAAAGGAAAAGCACCAUUCACACCGCGGAGAAACGCGUAUUGUCGGUGUGUGGAAUCAUCUGUGGAUCUUGAUCCGAAAUGUCUAAACGCCAGCGCAGUCACACUGGGGAGAGACUGUGGAAAUGUGGUGAUUGUGGGAAGGGAUUUCUUUCCCCAUCCCAGUUGGAAAUGCACCAACGCAGUCACACUGGGGAGAGACCAUUCACCUGCUCUUAUUGUGGGAUGGGAUUCACUCGGUCAUCCCACCUGCAGAGACACCAGCGAGUUCACACUGGGGAGAGACCAUUCACCUGCUCCCAGUGUGGGAUGGGAUUCACUCGGUCAUCCAACCUACAAAGACACCAGCGAGUUCACACUGGGGAGAAACCAUUCACCUGUCCCCAGUGUGGGAAAGGAUUCAGUCAGUCAUCCAACCUGCUGAAACACCAGCGAGUUCACACGGGGGAGAGACCAUUCACUUGCUCCCUGUGUGGGAUGAGAUUUACUCAGUCAUCCAACCUGCAGAUACACCAGCGAGUCCACACUGGGGAGAGACCAUUCACUUGCUCCCUGUGUGGGAUGGGAUUCACUCAGUCAUCCAGCCUGCAGAUACACCAACGCAGUCACACUGGGGAGAGACCAUUCACCUGUUCUGAAUGUGGGAAAGGAUUUGCUCAGUCAUCCAAACUUCAGAUACACCAGCGAGUUCACACUGGGGAGAGACCAUUUACCUGUUCUGAAUGUGGGUCAGGAUUCGCGCAAUCAUACAAUCUGCAGAUACACCAGCGAGUUCACACUGGGGAGAGACCAUUCACCUGUUCUGAAUGUGGGAAAGGGUUCGCUCAGUCAUCCAACCUGCUGAUACACCAGCAAGUCCACACUGGGGAAAGACCAUUCACCUGCUCUGUGUGUGGGAUGGGAUUCACUCAGUCAUCCCACCUGAGGAUACACCAACGAGUUCACACUGGGGAGAGACCAUUCACCUGCUCUGAAUGUGGAAAAGGAUUCAUUCGCUCAUCUAAACUGUUGGAACACCAGCGAAUUCACACUGGGGAGAAACCAUUCACCUGCUCUGAUUGUGGCAAAGGAUUUGCUCACUCAUCUCACCUGCGGAGACACCAGCAAGUUCACACUCGGAAGAAACAUCCACUCAGUCAACUCACCUCCUGAUACAUCAGCGUGUUCACUCUGGGCAGAGACCAUUCAUUUGUUCCGUACUUUAUGCGGGAAGGGAUUCACUCUAUUGUCCAACCUGUUAACACACCAGUGAAAUGACACUGGGUGGAUCCUGUUCACCAGCUCUGAGUAAAAGGAUUUGCUGUUUCCUAACACACCAGCAAAUUUACGAAUAACCGCAGGUGAAGAGUUUUGCUUUUACUUAACACGAAGGAAUGAAGUUUGGUCAUGAGGCCAUUUGUAUUGAUGUUAUUAAAAUGUGCUCUAUUAAAAGGUGCUGAUAUUGCAGAUAAAAUGUUGAUAAAUUGUGUAUGUGUAUAGUACAUUUUUUUAAAAAUCAGUGUUGCUGUACAUCAACACAUUUACACUGGCUAAAGAUUGUCCACCUGUAUAUUGUUUGUGAAGUGAUUUUGUGGUUCAUCAGGACUAUUCAAAAAGCAAUGAGUUGCCCAGUAACUGUCAGUGUUGGAUUUUGAUGCUGUUGUUGUCUAUAUCCAAACCACAUGUUCUGGACCUGUUUCUGAUGUUUGUAAACGCCCAGGUUCAGUGACCUAUUUGGGAUAAUAAUACAAAUCAGAUUUUUGUUAAAACUAA
Rhincodon typus (whale shark) is the source of this 2877-nucleotide messenger RNA. Its product is annotated as zinc finger protein 239-like. The record is from RefSeq and is a predicted model, not a curated record. Bases 1207 to 2277 code for a protein of 356 amino acids. Gene Ontology annotation, molecular function: DNA-binding transcription repressor activity, RNA polymerase II-specific. Gene Ontology annotation, biological process: negative regulation of transcription by RNA polymerase II. NCBI's taxonomy places the organism in Eukaryota, Metazoa, Chordata, Chondrichthyes, Orectolobiformes, Rhincodontidae. The transcript has 2 exons.